Molecule: messenger RNA, 2408 nt
Organism: Prorocentrum cordatum
Lineage: Eukaryota; Dinophyceae; Prorocentrales; Prorocentraceae
Source: the annotation of a GenBank genome assembly
UGGCUUUAGCAAGCUGCGCUCGCGCUUUGAGUUGCGGCGAGGCAGAAGUCGCUGGCCCUUGCUUGAAUGAUCUAGCGCAUCUUCGCGGGAGCACUGCAGUCGUGUCAUGGCGGCGGUCGCGAUACCAGUAUCAGUCGUGGCUGUAUUGGCUUGGCGCGGAGAGGCGGUAGAUUGCGCCGUGGAUGGUACCGAUUACUCCUACACGGAAUCAGUCUUUGGUUCCACGCGCACGGUGGUGACCAAUCAUUGCCCAAAUCACCCCAUCUACGACUUGAAUCCGCACACGGCAGUGAAUGCAGACAGAACCUACAGGAUCCCAGCGAGUCCUACAUUUGUGGGUUCAGUCACCGAUUCUUCCGUUUCCUCAGCGCACAUCGAUCUCUCCGCAAAGGGUGGCGAAGUCGGCGUCUUCUACAACGCUGCCAUGCUUUACUCCCCCUACGGUGGCCCUCGCCACGGUACCGUCACAGGCUGGCAGACCUCGGCUACAUAUGCGGAGGGCAACACAUUUGACCCGUGCGGAGGACAUGGAUCGAGCGCCAGCAGUCCAUCGUACCACGUCCAUGUGCCACCCAGCUGUCUGUUGAAUCAGUUGGGUCAGACGGAUUCGUCCCACUCUCCCCAUCUCGGUUGGGCGUUCGACGGUUUCCCGAUCUAUGGUCCCCGCGGUCCUAAUGGUACGAUGAUGCAGACGUGCACCGUGACGGGGGGGACAUACGGGACAGACGUGUGCACCGACGAUUGCGGCGGAUACUACAGUGCCGACGGUACCAUCGACGACUUCGUGUACAGGUACUAUACACUUGGCCAAUACAACGACGGCACUAGCUGUGACGCACCGGGCUGCUCGUCGCCCACUUCUGAGUACUUCCCUAACACACCGAUGUGUUUCCGGGGCUGCUGCCCCAGUGGAGUGUCUUGCCACCGUAGCAUCGCGAGUUGCCCAUCCUCGGGCACCCUGGACGGGGUCACCAGCGAUUAUGUGGCCUCCGUGCCGACAGUCAACGGCCUCUCUGUGGCAGGUGGGCUCCCGCUGAACACCGCGGCCUGCGACUACGAUGACAUCGCGUGCGGCUCGUGCUCGGAAUGCGGAUGGGGACGAAAUAAGUGCGGCGUCAACGGCGCAAGCACGGGCACGUGCGUGGGCGUGGACGACGCCUCUGGAGCGCCGCCGUGGUCGAUCCGCGGCCUUGGGGCCCUGGCGCUGACCACUCUCGCAGCGUCGUCGUGAUCAGCAGGGCGGCGCCGGCGAACACGUCGCCGCCGAGCGAGGCCUCCAGGGUGCCUGGCCUGCUCCGGCCGCGGCCGUGGGGCCCUGGCGCUGAUUCCUGGGCCGCGGCGUCCCUAUGGGUGAGGGUCAGCUCGAGGCGGGUCUGGGAGAGGGAGCUGCCUGCGAAGGUGGACGUCGCCCUUGUCUGACGAGGCGGCGCCCAACUUUGCCCCUCGUGAGUGUACGGGCCCCGGCGGGCGCGGCACGGUGCCCGGCCAGGCGUGGAGGGAGCAGAGAGGAUUUAGCGGUGGGAGGAGGAUUGCAACGCGCGGUGGAGCUGGCAUGCGAGAACGCCACAGUUCCUUAGUUCCUCAGUUCACCAAGCGCAUUCCACCACUCGCAAAGUGCCUACUCGCUAACGCCAUUUGCGAGUAGUUCUGUUGCGAGUAGUGGAACGCGCUCGUCUAUUAGUGUGCGGUCGCCAUGCAGCUGUGACUACGACUGCGGCACCCUGUUGAGUCCGAGAUGUGAGGCCGAAGAGCCCACAGUUAUACAGCUUCCGCUGUCACACUUCACUCAUGCGCCCCACUGGUUGCUCCUAAUGUGGUUUCCUCGCUCUCGGCCCUCCUUUCCCCCUCCUCCAUUCCUGCCCCCGCGGCCUCUCGCGUUUAAUUUUGACGAGGGCCGGCAGAAGUCUCCACGGGCAUGCUCCCGCAGAAAGGCACUCGGGAUUACACGCACGCCCGAGCUGCUCAAGCAUGUCGUUUUCCCCGCCGCUGCGUUCGCAGAAAGGCACCCGGGGUUGCACGCACACCCGGGCUGCUGACGCAGUUUUUCUGUUUACUCGACGCUUCCGCGCGCCAUCCGCUGCAGGGCGGGGUGCGGCCGGGGACUUUUCCAGCGCCUUCUGCAUGCGACUUCCGCACGCAGUACCGCAUCGUUUCCUCUUGCUCCUCCCGCGGCGGUGCGCGCCGGCGCAGCCGACGGGCCGGCCCGGCGAUGCGUCGGCGACUACGAGGCGUAGCUCGCGACGCACACAUUCGAGAUCCGAUGUCAAAAAGGUUGCUCCUGAUGUGGUAUCCUCGCUCUCGGCCCUCCUUUCCCCCUCCUCCAUUCCUGCCCCCGCGGCCUCUCGUGUUCUUCAUUUUGACUAAGGCCGGCAGGAGUCUGCCCGGGCAUCCCCCCCGCAGAAAGGCAC